AUGGCCAAAGAUUGUGACGCGGUUGAUGCUGAAAAUGGAAGCCGGUCACGUCCGCAGGACGGAACAGCAGGCUACGCGAAGAUGACUCACGUGGCACUCUCUGCGACACGCACGAGGCUAGACUGUCGAAAGAAACGCAUGCGACAAGCGGUCUAUGGCAUCGGCAAGCGUCUAGGACACCUCCACCAGGGCGCUGUGCGUCAGCUAUGUCCGGAGGGAACUGACAUUAAGGAGGAGAGGUGCUCAACGUGCAUGCAAGGCAAGCUCAAGAGGAAGAGUUUUCCAGCUGCUGAUGCAUCGACGCGAGCCACAAGAUCGUUGGAGCUGAUCCAUUCAGAUGUCGGGAGCGUCACACCCACAUCGAAAGGAGGAUCAAACUGGUUUGUCACAUUCAUCGACGACUACUCGAGGUACACCGUUGUGUACCCGAUGAAAACAAAGGGGGAGGUGCUUAAGAAGUUUGACGAAUACAGGCGAAUGGUUGAAAAUCUCCACAACGCAACCAUCCAGAUCCUUAGAAGUGACAACGGAGGAGAGUACACAGGAAAGGAGUUCCGGCAGUAUUUGGUCAAUGGAAGCGGAGACGCAGCACGACCUGGUGGGACCAGUGUCAGUCCCGUCAGUGGUGACAAUGACGUAGUGAUCGUAAGCAGUAACGCCGAAGACUGUGACACAUUCAUGGAGUCACCAGCAUUGGAAGAAGUUGUACCAAGGCCUGUCAUCGAAGAAGGGGGACAAAGCCUGGAGGCGUCACCGCCAGAAGCUGUACCGGCUGCGUCACCACCGCCGGCAGCUGAGCAAAUGCUGGAUGCGUCACCACCGCUAGUGGCGCCAAGACGAUCCGAGCGGCUGGCAGCCAAGCCCCGGCCGAAUUACUGCUGUAUGGCCAAAGGAAGUGGUGCCAUCCCGGACGCCGCCACUGUGGAGGAGGCACUCCUCAUGCCUGACGCAGAAGAUUGGCAGAACGCCAUAGAGGAAGAGUUGGGAAAUCUGAGGAGAAACGGCACGUGA
Messenger RNA from Ornithodoros turicata, 1011 nucleotides. RefSeq lists its product as uncharacterized. Gene Ontology annotation, molecular function: nucleic acid binding. The record is from RefSeq and is a predicted model, not a curated record. Lineage: Eukaryota; Metazoa; Arthropoda; Arachnida; Ixodida; Argasidae. Bases 1 to 1011 code for a protein of 336 amino acids. The transcript is spliced from 3 exons. Gene Ontology annotation, biological process: DNA integration.